This is a messenger RNA of Triticum dicoccoides, 2746 nucleotides long. RefSeq names its product probable boron transporter 2. The transcript has 12 exons. Gene Ontology annotation, molecular function: solute:inorganic anion antiporter activity. The record is from RefSeq and is a predicted model, not a curated record. NCBI's taxonomy places the organism in Eukaryota, Viridiplantae, Streptophyta, Magnoliopsida, Poales, Poaceae. Gene Ontology annotation, biological process: monoatomic ion homeostasis; monoatomic anion transport; transmembrane transport. Gene Ontology annotation, cellular component: plasma membrane. Bases 298 to 2436 code for a protein of 712 amino acids.
GAGCUUCUCCUCCUCAAAUCCCGCCCUCCCUCCCUCCCUCGCUCGCUCGCUUCCUCACCAGUGCUGCUCCCUCUGCCACCUACGCUCUUCUUGAGCUUGUAGCCUUGGCCCCUUAGCUUCCUCCAGGGAUCCGCGCUAAAUGCAGAGCGAGCUCGCCAGCUCGUAGCGUUUCUCCCGGUCCGGUCUGCUGCAAGAUGUAAUCUGGGUCUCAUUUCACACCUUGUGGCCAUCUGAAUACGCUCUCCGAUUCCUUCGUGUUUCUCAGGGCAGGUGAAUCCCUUGUCGGGUUCCGAGGAAAUGGAGGAGAGCUUCGUGCCCCUCCGAGGCAUCAAGAACGACGUCCGCGGGCGCCUCGCCUGCUACAAGCAGGACUGGACCGGAGGCUUCAGUGCCGGUAUCAGGAUCCUGGCGCCGACCACCUACAUCUUCUUCGCCUCCGCGAUACCCGUGAUAUCGUUCGGGGAGCAAUUGGAGAGGAGCACCGAUGGGGUCCUCACAGCAGUGCAGACAUUGGCAUCCACCGCCCUGUGUGGCAUAAUCCACUCCAUUGUGGGAGGGCAGCCCCUGCUGAUCCUGGGCGUGGCCGAGCCCACGGUCAUCAUGUACACAUUCAUGUUCAGCUUUGCCAAGGACAGGGCCGACCUCGGUCCCAACCUCUUCCUCGCCUGGGCCGGUUGGGUCUGCGUGUGGACUGCCCUCUUGCUGUUCUUGCUGGCGGUACUGGGCGCGUGCUCCAUCAUAAACCGGUUCACCCGCAUAGCCGGCGAGCUGUUCGGGCUGCUCAUCGCCAUGCUCUUCAUGCAGCAGGCUAUCAAGGGACUUGUUGACGAGUUCGGCGUUCCUGAGAGGGAGAACAUAAAAGCACUACAGUUUGUUCCAUCAUGGAGGUUUGCCAACGGAAUGUUUGCUAUCGUGUUGUCAUUUGGCCUUCUUCUCACCGCGCUGCGGAGCAGGAAAGCGCGAUCCUGGCGCUAUGGGGCAGGUUGGCUGCGUGGCUUCAUCGCCGACUACGGCGUUCCACUGAUGGUGCUGGUGUGGACAGGAGUUUCUUACAUACCACAUGACAGUGUGCCGAAAGGGAUCCCGCGGCGCCUUUUCAGCCCUAAUCCAUGGUCCCCUGGUGCAUAUGACAACUGGACAGUCAUCAAGGAUAUGCUCCAAGUGCCAGUCAUGUACAUCAUUGGUGCCUUCAUGCCUGCAACAAUGAUUGCUGUCCUGUAUUACUUCGACCACAGCGUGGCAUCCCAGCUCGCUCAGCAGGCGGAAUUUAAUUUGAGGAAGCCUCCAUCUUUCCACUAUGAUUUGCUUCUCCUAGGCUUCCUGACACUGAUGUGUGGCCUAAUUGGUAUCCCUCCAUCCAAUGGCGUCAUUCCACAGUCGCCGAUGCAUACAAAGAGCUUGGCUACUCUAAAGCAUCAGAUACUCCGUAAUCGACUAGUGGCCACGGCACGGCAAAGCAUGCGCCAGAACGCGAGCUUGAGCCAACUGUACAACAACAUGCAGGAUGCUUAUCAUCAGAUUCAGACACCGCUGAUCCACCAACAACAGUCCGUCAAAGGCUUAAACGAGCUCAAGGACUCCACUGUCCAGUUAGCAUCAAGCAUGGGUAACUUCGAUGCACCGGUUGACGAGACAAUCUUUGACAUAGAAAAGGAGAUUGAUGAUCUGCUGCCUAUGGAGGUCAAGGAGCAAAGGUUGAGCAACUUUCUACAGGCUGUGAUGGUUGGGGGCUGCGUGGCCGCCAUGCCGUUACUGAAGAAGAUCCCUACAGCAGUGCUGUGGGGGUAUUUUGCGUUCAUGGCGAUUGAGAGCUUGCCUGGUAACCAGUUCUGGGAACGAAUUUUGCUGCUCUUCACUGCUCCUAGCAGAAGAUACAAGGUACUGGAGGAGUACCAUACAACAUUUGUCGAGACCGUGCCAUUCAAGACGAUAGCCAUGUUCACACUCUUCCAGACCACAUAUCUGCUUGUUUGCUUUGGGAUCACAUGGAUCCCAAUAGCUGGGGUUCUCUUCCCCCUCAUGAUCAUGCUCCUGGUUCCAGUCAGGCAGUAUAUCCUCCCAAAGCUCUUCAAAGGUGCACAUCUCAAUGACCUGGACGCAGCGGAGUAUGAGGAGUCACCGGCUAUACCGUUCAACCUUGCUGCGCAAGAUAUUGAUGUGGCACUGGGACGCACCCAAAGCGCAGAGAUCCUUGACGACAUGGUCACCAGAAGCCGCGGUGAGAUCAAACGCCUGAAUAGUCCGAAGAUCACCAGCUCAGGUGGCACUCCUGUCACGGAACUGAAAGGCAUCCGCAGUCCUUGUAUCUCUGAGAAGGCCUACAGCCCUCGCGUCGCCAAGCUGAGGCAUGAACGCAGCCCUCUAGGGGGACGAGACAGUCCACGGACGGGUGAGGCCCGACCAUCCAAGCUGGGUGAAGGCUCAACACCAAAAUGAAGCAAUAAUGCUGCAUCGCUCAUAUAAGCUAUGGAGCUACUGGAAGUAAAUUAUAUCGAUAAUUUAAGCAUCAGUGCUAAUAUAAGAUGUCUACUUAUGCACGGUAUGAUGCCACUAUAUGAUGGCCAGUGAUGAAGUAUGAGGCCCCUAUAUGAUGCCUACUGAUGAAGUAUGAAAAUAGGCUAAUGUGUAUCUAUCUGUAGCCUCCUGUGUGUAAUCUCUGAAUGAGUAGAAGAUAUUAUAGCGUCUACUUUGAAACUUUUUUGAGUCUCACUUUUCUACAUAACUGCAAAUUGUUCAUAUUAUUCUU